Messenger RNA from Pelodiscus sinensis (Chinese soft-shelled turtle), 5125 nucleotides. RefSeq names its product pyruvate dehydrogenase phosphatase catalytic subunit 1 (gene PDP1). Gene Ontology annotation, cellular component: mitochondrion. NCBI's taxonomy places the organism in Eukaryota, Metazoa, Chordata, Testudines, Trionychidae. The record is from RefSeq and is a predicted model, not a curated record. Gene Ontology annotation, molecular function: [pyruvate dehydrogenase (acetyl-transferring)]-phosphatase activity; cation binding. Gene Ontology annotation, biological process: protein dephosphorylation.
UUGGGUCAUCUCUUCUGUUGCUAUGUAGAAUACUUCUGUUUGAUUCCUUUGUAGUAGAUCUGCUUUGAACCUUUCUAGCAAGAAGCUACUUCUUAAUUUGGGGGUGAGGAUAUGAAAUCUGUCCUUUUACAUAAGGCUUGUAAGUAGAAGGCUUAACUUAAAAAAAAAUCCAUUUUAGUUGAUCAGUGAGAGACCUCUUUUGUAAUGUUUGUUCUUUAUAAAGAACAAACUCAUCUUAUUUGGGACAGAUUUCCCUGAUAAUAAGACAUUGGAACAAACUAUAGUUUCUGUUAAUAGUAUGUACAUUUGCAGUUAAGUAGCUUCUACAAGACUUAAGGCUAUUGUUUUAAGACCAAACCUACAGGGUAUGCUUCACUUGGCUCAGUUGUUUGUUCUUUAAUCUUUGUUUUUUAACUUUAGGAAUGUCCCCUUAAAUUGAAUAUUUAAGACAAUGGUCAGUACAGAUAAUUUUGUGUAGGCUUCUCCAGAAUGCCUAAUUUAGACAGGUAAAAUUGCCCCACAGUGUGUAUCUAAGUGUUGUUCUCUAACUCCUCCAUGUGGACAGUGAGGGCAUAAAUCUAAAGGUGUCUACAUUUGCACUGAAGUUCUCUUCAUUGUCUAAUAAUUUUAAUAAGGAAGCUUCCAAAUUAUAUUUCGAUAGUUUGUUUAUUUACUAGCAGGAGCCUCAACAUUGGAGAGGCUUCAGAUGUAGAAGAGGCUUUAACUCUCUUAAGAGACUAAGUAUUUCUGCAGAAUCUUUAGAGGACUACAUUAGUGUGCACUUUGUACCUUUAAGUUUGCACCUGCAGCAUUCGCAUAGCAAUUCCUGUCAGAAGCUCCAGACUGCCAUUAUUUUCUGAUGCCAUGCCAGCACCAACUCAACUAUUUCCAUUGAUUCGUAACUGCGAGAUUGGCAGGAUAUACAGUACAGUGUGCCACUGCCAUCACAAACAUCUUUGUUGUUUGUCACCUCACUUGGCUCACAAUCAUUUGAGAUGUACGCCUCAGAAGAAACUUGCAGCACUCUGUUGUCCAAAAGAGAAUUUUAAUCCCUUUAUCCAUACAAGGAGUUACGUUUCCACACCACAGAGAUUUUACCUCACCCCUCCACAGGUUAACAGCAUUCUGAAGGCAAAUGAAUACAGCUUUAAAGUCCCAGAAUUUGAUGGCAAAAAUGUAAGUUCUGUUCUUGGCUUUGAUAGCAACCAGUUGCCUGCUAAUGCUCCAAUAGAAGACAGGAGGAGUGCGGCCACCUGCUUACAAACAAGAGGAAUGCUUCUAGGCGUAUUUGAUGGCCAUGCAGGCUGUGCUUGUGCUCAGGCUGUCAGUGAAAGACUGUUCUACUACAUUGCUGUCUCUUUGUUACCUCAUGAGACUCUACUUGAAAUAGAAAAUGCAGUGGAGAGUGGUCGUGCCCUGUUACCCAUCUUACAGUGGCACAAGCAUCCCAAUGAUUAUUUUAGUAAGGAAGCUUCCAAACUGUAUUUCAACAGUUUAAGAACUUACUGGCAAGAACUCAUAGACCUCAACAGUGGUGAGACGACUGAUGUAAAAGAGGCUUUAAUUAAUGCUUUCAAGAGGCUUGAUAAUGAUAUUUCAUUAGAAGCUCAAGUAGGAGAUCCAAACUCUUUCCUGAAUUACCUGGUAUUACGAGUGGCCUUUUCAGGAGCAACUGCAUGUGUGGCUCAUAUAGAUGGUGUUGAUUUGCAUGUUGCUAAUACUGGUGACAGCAGGGCAAUGCUUGGUGUUCAAGAAGAAGAUGGAUCUUGGUCUGCAGUCUCUCUGUCCUGUGACCAUAAUGCACAGAAUGAAAAUGAAAUAGAACGAAUAAAACUGGAGCAUCCAAAGUCUGAAGAGAAAAGUCUUGUAAAACAAGACAGGCUUUUAGGCUUAUUGAUGCCUUUCAGAGCUUUUGGUGAUGUAAAAUUCAAAUGGAGCAUUGAACUUCAGAAGAGAGUGAUAGAAUCGGGCCCAGAUCAGUUGAAUGACAAUGAGUAUACUAAAUUCAUCCCUCCUAACUAUCAUACUCCUCCCUAUCUCACAGCUGAGCCAGAGGUCAUACAUCACAGAUUAAGGCCUCAGGAUAAGUUCCUGGUGUUGGCUACAGAUGGCCUGUGGGAGACCAUGCAUAGGCAGGAUGUGGUUAGAAUUGUAGGAGAGUAUCUCACUGGAGUUCAUCACCAACAGCCAAUAGCUGUUGGUGGUUACAAGGUAACUUUGGGACAAAUGCAUGGUCUCUUAACAGAAAGGAGAGCCAGAAUCUCCUCAGUAUUUGAAGAUCAGAAUGCAGCAACUCAUCUAAUACGUCAUGCAGUGGGAAAUAAUGAGUUUGGCACUGUUGAUCAUGAGCGGCUGUCCAAGAUGCUUAGUCUUCCAGAAGAGUUGGCUAGGAUGUACAGAGAUGACAUUACAAUUAUUGUGGUGCAGUUCAACUCUCAUGUUGUAGGUGCAUGUCAGAAUGAGGAAUUCUGAAUUUUAAAUGGAUGUACAAUUUACCAAAGUUAUAACAGUGACUAGCCUGAUCAGAAGAUGAAAAUGUAUGUGGUGAGCAAAUCAGAGGGUCUGCUCAUUGGAAUUAAAAUGUGUGCAAGUGCAUUUCUCCCUCCAUUGCCCACAUUUUUAUUAGCAAUGUGGAAAGUGCUAUUGAACUAACACUGUCUUCCAAGAAGAUGGCACAACUUGGAAAGAGAGACUUGAAAUGAGUUUGUACUAUUGAAUCAAUGAAUGCUGCUAGAACACUAUUUUUGGGUAUGGUAGGGGUAAAUAAGAGGGAAAGGGAUAAGUAACUGUUAAUCAUCACAUUGUUUUGACUAGUCAUAAAACAAAGCCCAUGUAAAUAUCAAUACAGCUAUCUUACUAGAUAAAGAUAGGAAUAUCGUUAAAUAUAGGAAUUGAUAGCAAUGACAUUUGUCUGCAAAGUAGAUUUGGUUAUUCUGCAUGUGUGUGGUUUUUUGUUUUUUUUUCCACCCUAUGGAAAGGAAGUUGCUUUAAGUAGUAAGAAACUAUCUUGAUAAACUCUUCCCUUGAGUUUUCCCAAUUUUGCUUAGUCAAUGUCAUUCUUCACUUAUAUGUAUUUUUAACUUCAAAUGCAAGUCUCUUAAGCCAUACUCAGCCAGAACUUAAGAUAACUGGGCUAAGCAUAUUAGGAUCUCGUAACUUACACAAAUGCAGUCUUAAAUUCCUUCAUGUUGACAGUCUUCUGAGGUGUGUGUUUCUUGGAGGGGGGAUUUUUUUUUUGCACAACUUUCAGGGCAAUAUCAUUUUUUUGCCAUCACUGAAUACUCAACUGCAUAAGAAAAUUCCAUUAUGGAAGAUUUCAGCUCGAAGUAUGAAAUCACAGCUCUGCCUUUUGCAAAACAUGGAAGUAUUUUCAGUCAGAACUGUAAUGCCUGUCCUAAAGGUCACAUCCUUGGCAGUUCAUACUAUUAUCUGGUACCAAAAAUCUCCUCUAAUCGCCUGAUGAAAUCUAAUAUGAACUUCUCAAGAGACUAGAAAAUCACUGUUGCCUAUUUGGUGGCUUAGUAAUUAACAUUCCUGUUAACUUUGUUUGUUGUAGUACUGUCAUCUGGGUCACUUGUAUAUCUUAAAUAUUAACAUCAAGAGAAACUAACUCAUGUUAUAAGUUGGUAAACUGAAAACUUCAUGAAGAUUAAAAUUUUCUCUAUUAGCGCACCUGUUUACAAAAACUAACUGGCUUGCAUGCUGUAUGCAUAACAAUUGUUUGGCAUUAUAGCAUCAGUUACUGUAAAUCCUUUGAAAAGUCAGUAAAUACAUGUUUUCUUGCAUCCACAAUUUCAUGAUAGAAGUCUCUUAAAUGGCUCUCUAUUGUAAUGACUGAAUUUGCAGAGUUAAAAGGAGGAGAUUACAUGGUAUUUCAUAGUAAAUUUUAUACAACUGUUACAGCUGAGAACGUGACUCUAAUAGGCAUAUAGGCCUCAUAAAAUGUUUUCAGUCCAUCUUCAACUAUAUCCAAAUAAGCAUAACAUGAAAAAGAAAGCUCUCAAUUCAAAUUGGCCCUUUAUGCACUUAGUGAUGUUCCUGGAAUUGAAAAACCUUACAGUUCUGAUUUGUUUUAGAAACCUUUUUGAUUACAUGUAUUCUAGUAAUUAGCUGUGAUCUUGUUUAUAGAAACCCUAGAGCAGUUAUAGGUCAGCAUGUUCAGUAUCUUCUAUGUUGCAUUAUUAAAUACCUUAUUGACUUUUUUUAAUUCCUUUUUGGGAGUUGUCCAUUAUCUACUUAGGGAAUCUUCUGAGUCAAAUUAAUAUUUAUAUAUGUUGUCAAAGCAAAGUUUAUUGUCUCAGUUGGUAAUUAAGCUAUUUGAGCUUUCCAAUAAACAUUAGCACUGCUAGAUAAGCUUACUGUUACAUAUAAUACUCCUAGGACAAACACCUGAACUUGUUUAUAGCACACACUUUUUUUCAUCUUACAAAUGCUGUGCAGCCUUAACAAAAUAUGCUGGUCUUCCUGUUCUCUGGGUAGAAGAAACUUGAUCUUUUACGGCAGAUUUUACUUCAUUCUCCUCCUUGAUAUCCUCCCUAAUUGAGAAUGUCGUCAAGAUGUUCAUAUUUUUUUGGAAUGUAAAUGACAAACUGGCCCUUCGAGAAAAGUUGAGAAUGCUGUCCCAAACAAAUGCUGGUUGUUAUAAUCAUUGAUUUUUAUGUUGCUUAUUGAUGACUAAAUGUCAUUAGAUAGGUCAGUAUGCUCUUUUGUCAUCCUAUGUUGUCUUUCCACUACACAAUGUAUUUAAGCUGUUACAUUACUUACUUUACACUUUUUUACUGUUCAACAUAAUAUGUAUAUUGAAAUGCUCAAUGUGUGACUUGUUAUGGGUUUGGUACAGUCAUAAUUGGUUAAACCAACACAAUCCUAUGUACAGCAUUCACUUAUAAAAGGCUUUCUUUAAUACAGAAAUUGCAUAUAGACAGGAUCAGUAUUUAUAUAUGGGCUGGCAAUUUACUCAUGUAUGCAGUGAACUGAAGCAGUAUAACUGUACUCAUUGAACACCAUAUAACAAUCUGCAGCCGUCAUCUAAUAGACUUCAAUAAAAAGAUCAGUUAUACAGCUAUCGUUUAAGAUAAUAUUUUGUUCUACACCCUAAAAGGAACAUUAUUUCACCUUUUGUCCC